Raphanus sativus (radish) is the source of this 1254-nucleotide messenger RNA. Its product is annotated as flavonol synthase/flavanone 3-hydroxylase. The record is from RefSeq and is a predicted model, not a curated record. Bases 58 to 1107 code for a protein of 349 amino acids. Lineage: Eukaryota; Viridiplantae; Streptophyta; Magnoliopsida; Brassicales; Brassicaceae. The transcript has 3 exons.
AGCUACAUUCCAUCCAGACAUAGCAUAGACUCUCUUGACUUGCUCCAAACUUAGCAAAUGGAGGAUCUUGAUCCAACUUUCAUCCAAGCACCAGAGCAUAGAUCAAACUCCAACUCCAUCCCUAACCAACCGGAAGAAAUACCCGUGAUCGAUCUCUCACGUCUCAACGACCCUGAAGAUAUCCAAAACGUGAUCUCUGAGAUAGGUGAUGCAUGUGAAACAUGGGGAUUUUUCCAGGUGAUCAAUCAUGGUGUACCUUGCGAUGCGAGGAAGCGUGUGGAGGAGACGGUGAAGAUAUUUUUCGAUUUGCCUAUGGAAGAGAAGACCAAAGUAAAGAGAGACGAGGUGAAUCCAGCAGGGUAUCAUGAUGGAGAACACACGAAGAACGUUAGAGACUGGAAAGAAGUGUUUGAUAUUUAUUUCAAAGAUCCAAUGGUUAUGCCUUUUUCCACAGAUCCUGAAGACGAUCGUUUAAGAGUUGUUUAUAACAAGUGGCCUCAGUUUCCUUCUGAUUUCAGGGAGGCAUGUCAGGAAUAUGCAGGCCACGCUGAAAAACUAGCGUUCAGACUUUUAGAGCUCAUCUCAUUAAGCUUAGGCUUACCAAAAGACCGUUUUCAUGAUUACUUCAAAGAACAAAUGAGUUUUUUCAGGAUCAAUCGUUAUCCACCAUGUCCACGGCCUGACCUAGCUCUAGGUGUAGGCCACCACAAAGAUGCAGACGUUAUAAGUCUAUUGGCUCAAGACGAAGUUGGAGGGUUACAAAUUAGUCGUAGAUCGGACGGUGUUUGGUUUCCUAUUAAACCUGUCCCUAAUGCUCUUGUCAUCAAUAUUGGCAAUUGUAUGGAGGGAUGGACGAAUGAUAAGUACUGGAGUGCAGAACAUAGAGUGGUGGUGAACUCAACAAGGGAAAGAUACUCAAUACCGUUCUUCUUGUUGCCUUCACAUGAUGUGGAAGUGAAACCAUUAGAAGAGCUUCUGAGUCCUGAAAACCCUCCAAGAUACAAAGGAUAUAAAUAUGGCAAGUUUUAUGUCAGCAGAAACAGAAGCGAUUUUAAAAAGCUCGAGAUCCAAAACAUUCAGAUCGAUGAAUUCAAAAUUGUAACAUAGAACUACUGGUACUAUGUGUGACUUGGGUUUUUCAAGCUAUGAUCUCAAUGUAAGCCAUUAAUGUAAUAAUGUGUGUGAGACUGAGUCUUUGUCAGAAACAAUAAAGUUGAUAAUGUUUAAUGGAAGUUUGUGAGGUUUUGAUAACAA